Paramecium tetraurelia is the source of this 2415-nucleotide messenger RNA. RefSeq lists its product as uncharacterized. Gene Ontology annotation, biological process: intein-mediated protein splicing. The record is from RefSeq and is a predicted model, not a curated record. The transcript has a single exon. NCBI's taxonomy places the organism in Eukaryota, Ciliophora, Oligohymenophorea, Peniculida, Parameciidae.
AUGCAAUAAAAUAAAGGUGAAAUUUAAUAAAGUAGCAAAGUUCGGAUAUUGAAAAAAAUUACUAUAAAACUGUAAUUACGACUUGAUAAUGAAUAUAAUGAAGAAUCGAAUGAGAAUCAAAUGACAUAAAGUGCCUUUGUGUAUUAUUAGGAUUAGUAGGAAAUGAGUAUUGAUUUUGUUCAUAGCAAAAUGGAAAGAGACAAUAACAAUAUAUGGUUUGCUAAUGUUGAGAUUGAUCCUAAUCAUGGUUACAAAUACUAUUACAAAUUAUAAUAAAAAAACAAAAUCAAAUAGGAAUCACAAACAAGAUAUUUUAAAUAUGAUCCAUUGGGAAGAAUAGCAAUAGAUGAAUGGAACUGUGUUUGGUGUUUGUAUAGGUAUUAAGUGGAGGAUCCUGGGAUAUUGGAACAUUUUCAAUUAAAAAUAAAGGAUUAUCAGAAAAAGUCAUAUCAAAGCAUUGAUCAUUAGAAUGAUAAUGAGCCUGGAGUCUCUUACUUGGAGUGUUCAGAAACCCUUAAGCUUUAAGAUUAAUAGUUGAAACGAUAAUUUGCUUUUAUAUAUAAAAAUAACUAAGAUUAAGUGGAAUUGAGUAAUUAAUUUGAUCCAAGGAAAGGGAAUAGUUUUAUGAACAAUUUUGUAUUGAAUAAGUUUAAAGAGAGCAUAAUCUUAAGUAAUGAAUAAGAAUAGAAAAUCAAAUCGUGUCUCUCUAAAAAAUAAGUAGUGUCAACAUAAAAUAAUGACCAAUAAUACCAAAAGAGAAUACAGGAAUUAGAAAAUAAAUUUAACAUGAAGGCUGAUGAAGCACAUAAUUAUAGAUUGCAAUUAGAUAAUGAGAUUGAAGUAAAAAAGAAAACUUAAAACACAAUUUAAAAAUUGGAGUCUUAAUUGAAAGAUUUAAAAGAGUAAAAUAGAGAAUUAGACCAUACUUUGUAACAUAAUUAAUAAUUGUACGAGUAUAAUCUCAAAGAAAGGGAGUCUGAGUAUAAGUAUUAGAUUAUGAAGACCAUGGAAGACCAAAAUAGGGAAUUACAAGAUAAGUUGGAAUAAAUCUCAAAAAGAAACAGUGAAAUGUUGAAAAAAGAGUAAGAGAGAAUGGAGGAGGAUUAGAGAGCUUUGUAAACGAAAUCUCAAGAAGUAGUAAACAAAUAUAGAUAAAUGCUUGACGAGGCAAAUGAACAAAUUAGAAAUCAUGAAUUAAAAUCAUUUAAUUUUUAGAGUGAUGAUAUCACAAUAUCAUUUAUUCAAUCUGAAAUACCAGAUUGGGUUUAGCAAAAUAUUGGUGACCUAGAGUAGACAAUUACAUCAUAUAAGAAUAUCGAAGAAACUCUGAAAAAGGAGAAAGAUGAUAUUGAACAAUAUUAUCACGAAAAGAACAAGAAAGAAAAAUCAUUGUAUUAAAAAAAAGCCUAAGAGUUGCUUAAAAAGGGUGAAAAUUGUUAGAAAGAACUGGAUAAGUGUAAAAUUAUGUUAGAAGAUAAAAUAAAGGAAUCUGAGGUCUAGGCUGACGAAAAUAAUUUCAAAGUAUAAAAGUAUAAAGCACAGUUAAAUAAACUUAAAUCACAAUUAUAGAAGAAAUCUGAUGAUCUAGCAGUUUUUAUUAAGGCUUAUAAGGAGUUAGAAUAGAAAUUAGAAGAUGAGUAAUAAAAAAAUAUGUUAUUGCAACGAGAACUCGAUGACACAAUCAGAUCUUCAGAAAAAAAGAGAUAAGAAGAAUUUGAACGCUUUUAAAAGGAUCGCCAGGAUGAAAUGAAGUAGCUCCAAGAGGAAAGUUAACAAUAAUUAUUGUUAGAGAAGGAAAAGCAUGAACAACUUCAAAGGGAACAAAAAUAUGAACAACAGAAAUUGAUUGAAGAAAUGAUCAAAUUCACUUAUCAAAAAAUAGGAGAUGAAAUCUUAGUCCCCUAUUUUGAUGCUUAAAAGAAAUUCCAUGAUAAUCUAAUUUUUAAUUUCAAAAGCGAGAUUAAAACUGUCAUUAAAGAAAAUAUUGAAAACUUCGAAACUCCAGUUAAUUAAUUAUCAUAUAGGCUGUCUCAUAUUGAGGAAGAGCAAUUAGAAGAAUAGAAAAUGGAGGCACUACAGAAACACGAGGAUUUGGUUUCAGCAAUUCAACAAUUCAAGGAAGACUCAAAAAUCGAAAAUGCGAAGGGGCUAAAAUAGGCUUUCAUUUAAUAUACUAUUGAAUGCAAUAAAAUAUCUGAGAUGGCUAUGAAAACAAACUUCAUGAACAAUCAGGAUGGAGAAUAAAUCUACUAAAUAAAUCACUGGAAAUCAAUUUUAGAUUAAAGAUUAGAUUCUUUACAGAGAUUACUUAGUUUCUCAAAUGAGCUAUCAGAAUGGUAUCAACAAUUCCAAAGUAGCAGAGACAUUAUUACUAAAGCAUAUGAAGAUUUGAAAAUGAAACAUCAGUAUCAGUGA